Messenger RNA from Trichoplusia ni (cabbage looper), 2410 nucleotides. RefSeq lists its product as uncharacterized. Bases 139 to 2106 code for a protein of 655 amino acids. The record is from RefSeq and is a predicted model, not a curated record. Lineage: Eukaryota; Metazoa; Arthropoda; Insecta; Lepidoptera; Noctuidae. The transcript has 15 exons.
UCAACUUAAUGAUGGAACCAAUUUAAAACUAUUUCUGACGAGUAAAUUUUUAAAAUGAACGUAAAUCACCUUGUCAAAAUUGUUUAGUAUAAUUAACUAAUAUUUUUGGUUUAAACAACAAAUUAUUAGUUAAGCAAGAUGGGGAAGUUUAAAAUGCCAACAGUUCAACAAUAUCUCAAGAAAAAGACAAUCUAUGGCAAGAAAAAAGACCCAAUAUGGGUAAUUUUGGAAAAGGAAAUGCUGGAUAGAGUAGCUCAAAACAAACCCUACAACGAAAGAGCAGGCAGAUGGCUGAGAUUUCUAAAGGAUUUAAGAUAUCAUUAUUUUUGUGAAGAAAGGAAAAAGACAAAACGUCUAAUGAAGGAAGCUGGUCCAGCUUGGUACAUCGAACUAUCAUCGUUUCAAAAAGAUGUUCUAGUACAUUUAAAGCAGAAUAUCCACCAAGACUUGUUAGAAGAUCUACCACGGCGGAUGCGUCAAGCAUUAUCAGAUUUGGGAAUAACACUCAAGAUUCCGAAAAAAACGUUAAUGGAUGCCAUGAGGUAUUCUGAGGAUCCUGGAGUUUUUAUAUGGACGCUUUAUAAAGCUAUUUAUAAAAGGUCGCCGAGUGAACUGCUCCCAAAAUACGAUAUGAAUGCCAUGAUUCUCAUGUCUUGUUUAGUUUUUAUUGAUUUGGAAGAAUGUACUGAAAAGCUGGAAAAUUUAACGCACUUUGAUAAACCGAAGGAAGUAGUUCCAAAGAAAAGAAAACGGAGAAACUCACAACCUAGUUGCAAAUAUGGCGAAUACCUUCAAAAGACUUACGUCCCAUUGUAUGUAACUCGUACUAAUUACGUUAAUAAAAGCAAACAGAGGAGUAAACCAUUGCCUCUUGGUUACAAAUUUAGACUACGAAGUGAUGAAAGCUAUGCGGAUUUAUGCAAUGACGACAGCUUUUUGGAAAAGCGCAAGGAACGAAAUAAAAAGGAGAAACAAAAAGAGAGAAUAUGUAAUUACAAAUUCUGGGAAGCCCCGAGUACCUUGCGCAAUACGGAUCCAAAGAUGGUCGCUUACGUAAAUAAACUACGAAUGUUGAAGAAGAAAGCCAGAGCUCGGUACAAAGAACCUUACAAAAAUGUGCAGUACCUAAUCAGCGGGGUCUCGUUUACUGGAGGAAGACCGCAUUACAUACUUGCCAAUGUUUCUUUGCUGCCAACUGGGUAUAUACCAAUCAACGGUGGCAUAGUAGUCACGCGGAACGGAGAGUCCGUCACUUGCAUAAUCGGCUUUUGGAAAUACCCUAGAGAUAUAGAGGACAAAUGCGACAUUACAUGCGACUGUAUGACUAAAUGGGAGGGUGUCGUAAUGGACUAUUUGAAGGAGUCAAAAUGUCGAUGCGGACAUUUGUAUGAUUUCUACCAUGAAUCUCAGAAAUCUACAGAAAAGUAUUUCUAUCCACCGACAAGACAUGGACCGUUUUGGGUUGAUGCAGCGAAAAUUUACCAAAUGGACCCAAUGGAAGACUUUAUCAGGGACACAUUCAGAGACGCGCUGAAAUCAAAGGAAGCAACCCCUACGGUAUCAGCGCCAACUAUAUCUGCAUCUGGGCUGAAGGAAAGCGAGCUACUCUCCGCAUUUAUGGCUGAUCUUACGGAUACUCCUCUUCUGACUCCACAUUUACCGGAAUCUAAUCUGCUGAACAGUCUUCAAGAAUGGGUCAGAAAGCGGGUUAAGGGUAAAAUAACUGGGAAGCAACAUAAACGAAUGCUACUAAAGUCCCAACGAAGGUGGCUUGACUUAAAGCAUUUGGACCACAGAGCUCGCGCAUUUAGAAUACCCUUCACUUUAAAGCAAUUGGAAAACAUGAAAUGGUCACAUCGAAAAUUAGUACAGAAAUUGUUUGAAAUAUUGUUAGAAGAUUUCGUGGACAGAAAUCGACGAAAACAAUGUGAACAAACUCGCCUUUGGUGGGCUACAAUGAAAUAUGACGCCUACCCAAGCAAAGCAUUCCUAGACAUCUUUUUCACAUACAUGCCGGGCCGUAUGAAGGAUACACAUUUGAUCAAUCCGUAUAGCUCUGACCUAACCCCGAAAUGUGGAGCGAAAACAUGUCCGUUGGACACGUAAUGGCAUAUACCCAUCUAAUUUCAUCAAUUUCGUUCCUGUUUUUGUUCAGUUCUGUUAAUAUUUGUCCACUUUAGUUUUAACUAAGUAUUCCAUGUUAAAUAUAAGUUUGUAAUUAUUGCUGAGUGACGUAAAUUUAAGUAGCGUAUUUUUUUUCAAUGGUUAUUUCAAAAAAGUAUUGUUUUUGUUGUUUAAUGUUUAAUGUUUAGUAUGACUACUAUUUGACUCUAUAUAAAUAAUACUUAAGUUUAUGACUUUAAGAUUGUAAAUGGUGUGGAUAAAAACUGAAUAAAUCUGUAUUAAAAUA